Messenger RNA from Syzygium oleosum, 1545 nucleotides. RefSeq names its product COBRA-like protein 4. The transcript is spliced from 6 exons. The record is from RefSeq and is a predicted model, not a curated record. Bases 210 to 1505 code for a protein of 431 amino acids. Gene Ontology annotation, cellular component: plasma membrane. Gene Ontology annotation, biological process: plant-type cell wall cellulose biosynthetic process; cellulose microfibril organization. NCBI's taxonomy places the organism in Eukaryota, Viridiplantae, Streptophyta, Magnoliopsida, Myrtales, Myrtaceae.
CUUGUUCAAAUUUUUCAAUUAAUAAGCGGUUAACCACACAGUGUUCCCCAUUGGCCAUUGCAUCUCCUGGUUAGAAGCUCUUCAUCACCAGAUAUAUUGCGAGGUUCGCUUCAGCAGUUCUCGUGCAGAAUUCGCUGGAAUUUGCAUGAGAGCACGCUCGCGUCCCACAUCCUUUGCAAUAUAGACGUGAUCGAUUUGUGUUUCUCGAUAUGAGAUCAGUCGUCCUAGCCUUUCUUUUUGUGUUCGUUUUCCAUGCGGCUGCAUAUGAUCCCCUGGAUCCGAAUGGCAACGUAACAAUUAAAUGGGACAUCAUGUCCUGGACCACGGACGGUUAUGUGGCGAUCGUCACGAUGAACAACUUCCAGAUGUACCGACACAUAAUGAGCCCCGGCUGGACCCUCGGAUGGGCCUGGGCAAAGAAGGAAAUAAUAUGGUCCAUGGUGGGUGCUCAAACCACAGAACAAGGCGACUGCUCCAAGUUCAAAGCCGCUAUACCUCAUUGCUGCAAGAGAACACCCACAGUCGUGGACUUGCUCCCUGGCGUCCCUUACAACCAGCAGUACGCAAAUUGCUGCAAAGGCGGGGUUGUCGCCGCUUGGGGUCAAGAUCCAUCAGCUUCGGUCUCUGCUUUCCAAGUCAGCGUCGGCCUAUCGGGUACUUCAAACAAGACGGUUAAGCUCCCGAAGAACUUCACUUUACUUGGUCCGGGACCCGGGUACACCUGUGGGCCUGCAAAGGUCGUGCCAUCCACCAACUUCCUUAGCACUGACAAGCGCCGGAAAACUCAGGCAUUGAUGACAUGGAAUGUGACCUGCACUUAUUCCCAGUUCCUGGCUAGCAAAAACCCCAGCUGCUGUGUCUCUUUCUCAUCUUUCUACAAUGAAACCAUCACUCCUUGCCCCUCCUGUGCCUGUGGUUGCCAGAACAAGAAUAGUUGUGUCAAGAGUGACUCCAAAAUUCUAAGCAUGGCAGGGGUAAACACACCUAGAAAAGACAAUGCACCUCUAUUACAAUGCACGCACCACAUGUGCCCGGUCCGUGUACACUGGCACGUGAAGCUCAACUACAAGGACUACUGGCGCGUCAAGAUUGCAAUCACAAACUUCAAUUAUCGGAUAAACUACACGCUUUGGUCUCUCGUAGUCCAGCAUCCCAACCUAAACAACGUGACCCAAGUUUUCAGUUUCGAUUACAAGCCUCUCGUGCCGUAUGAAUCCAUAAAUGACACGGGGAUGUUCUACGGUAUGAAGUACUAUAAUGACCUGCUGAUGGAAGCGGGGCCACUUGGGAAUGUUCAGUCCGAGGUACUUCUCCAGAAGGACAAGAACACGUUUACAUUUAAGCAAGGUUGGGCAUUUCCGAGGAAGGUUUACUUCAAUGGCGACGAGUGCAUGCUGCCCCCACCAGAUGCAUACCCUUUUCUGCCAAAUUCAGCACGUCGAAAGUUACUCCCUUUCUCGACUUUAGUCUCUUGGGUUCUUCUCAUAAUAUUUGCUGCUUGGUGAUUGUUUUCCAGGAGUACGAGUUGCCAAGUAUUCAAAUUCA